AUGGACCCACCUGCCCCAGGUCCUGUGGGGACUGAAGCUACAAGCUGUCAGCCGCCGACUCAGCUCACGGUUACUGGGAAAAGAAAAGCUACAUGCGACGAAGCAUACACGACGGCGGACAAUGCCGCUACGAGCCGCAAUAUUACGGGGUCGACAGACACAGGCGACAAUAGACUGAACGUUGGAAGUGAUAUGCAAAGAAGAUCAUUUUCGUCGUGGCAAGCUUGUGAAGCAUAUCUGUCUGAAUACGAGGGACUGACAUUCCAGGUAAUGGCAAAAGUACAGACAGCAGUAGCGCGGAACAAAGCUAUUGAUUGCGAGAACUCUUCAGCUCGACUCAUCCCGCUAGAAUGGAAGUUCUACGCAAAGACCUACGAGUGCACACAUGCUGGGAUUUACCAAGCCAGAGGGGAAGGAAAGCGCUCUCGUCAGGAGUCACGCGCCUUGGACUGUAAAGCGCAGUUUAUCUUGUGUGUCCGCUGCAAUGGACAAAAUGGAGAGUUUACAUUGUGUGUGACCAAGACUACACUUGUGCAUAAUCACGCGCUAAGCCUUCGUACGUUCCAGCACUAUCCUUCAACGAGACUGGCAAUACCGAAUGAGGUUAUGGACACGGUCGAUGUUCUUCAGCGUUCUGGAGAAAAAAGCAAGAGGUUGCUCAAAUACAUCAGAGAGAAUUCAAGUUGUAAGGUAGUAGGGCGUGAUGUGCACAACUUGGUGGCUCGCCGUAAAGCCAGCGAAUCUGGCUCAAGCACAGUUGCGGACAGACUACACAAAUGGGUGGCGGAGUUUGCCAAUGAGCCUGGCAACAUCGGACGUGUUUUUGUGAGCACGGUAACUGAAAAGACUCGAGCAAUGCGUGAGAUGUUCAAACGAUUUCCCGAAGUCCUGCUCAUCGACGUCACCCAUGGAACCAAUGUAUCGAAGUACAAAGUGUUUUCAUUUAUGACACACGAUGCCUUUGGUCAUGGCCAAUACGUGCAGCACGCAGUUGUGCAGAACGAGGGCUACGAGACUUUGCUCACGGCAAUAGAGACUUUCAAAAAGCACAAUCCCGAUUGGACGAAAGUAGUAAUUGAUAGACUUCACAGAGAUGAGCGUUUUGAAGACGGCGUUUCCUGA
Phytophthora nicotianae INRA-310 is the source of this 1122-nucleotide messenger RNA. RefSeq lists its product as hypothetical. The transcript has 4 exons. The coding region runs from base 1 to 1122 and encodes 373 amino acids. The record is from RefSeq and is a predicted model, not a curated record. Lineage: Eukaryota; Oomycota; Peronosporomycetes; Peronosporales; Peronosporaceae.